Molecule: messenger RNA, 864 nt
Organism: Mesorhabditis spiculigera
Lineage: Eukaryota; Metazoa; Nematoda; Chromadorea; Rhabditida; Rhabditidae
Source: the annotation of a GenBank genome assembly
AUGGAGCUUUGCUUUAAUAUCCACGUUCGAACGGUCCUAGGAGCCCAAUUCACCCAGAAGGUUUUCCCCUUUGACACGGUGGCCGAGCUGAAGUCGCAUUUGGUUAAAAAGACGCGGCUAGAAUGCCACAAAAUUGCGCUGGUAUUUUGUGGCCAAGAACUGUGCCCAGAGACGGCUCCUUUGUCGAGCUUCGGCAUACAGCCCGACUCGACGUUACGACUGGUGGUUGUGGCUCGUUCUGGUCCUGCUAGGAACAUCACGCAGCCAUCGGUUAGCCGAGUUGAUUCUGCCGUUUCGGAGAACGAGCGGUCGAGACGGGGCUGCUCGGCCACGGAAGAUACUUCUGCAAAGGAAAGCAGCGCGGGAGAAUUGACAGAACAUGAUGAGACCGACAAACAGACACGUUUAACGAGGCUAGCGGAAGCUGUAUAUUCUGGGAGACACUCCCGACGACAGCGGCUCAAUUCGGUGUCGGCUGGGAAGGGCCGCGAUGAAGUGCAUGGGCCCGUCGAAGUGUCAGAAAAGACUACGAUUUCCGUAGAAGACGAAGAGGAGGAGAUUAUUCAAGAUGACGCCCAAGCGCCAUUAGAAUCAUCGGAUGGCCCUCUAAACGCCUCUGACCCUUCCGAGAUGUCAUCGGGCAUGAUUAUCUGCGAUUUGAGCAACGAAUUCCGGAAAAUUCGGGUUCGGCGUCGCCACCAUAUGCCUGUGGUCGGGCGGGCUCGUUCGAAGCCACGCAAGAAAACAGGUAGCAGCUCAGACGAACGCGAGGGAGAAGCUGAGCCGGAAGAAAAUUAUAUGUUCACCAUGCCUCCUUUGCGGCGCCCGCUUCCACCUCAAAAGAGUCGUCAGCUGCCAUUGAAG